AUGGUCAAGUGUGGUGCAUCAACGACACGACGAGGUCGAGAGCUCCCACUAUACUUUGUGUCGCUAAAUAUGUGCAGUGCUGUGAAGGCUGUGGCUCAUGUCAGCCAAUCAGGACCGAGAAACAGCUGCAUGCCUGAGCGAGAGGAGGCGGCCAAAGCGGUCUGUAACCACUGCAAGAAGCGAGGCCACUUCGCGGCGGUAUGUCGCUCAGGGAAGCGCCUCGGAUCCGUCGAGCUCCACUCUGUCGCGGCGGUGGCCCGCAACGGGCGGUACGUUGAGGUGCGUGUCAACGGGAACCCUCUCGUCUUCAAAGUGGACUCUGGAGCCGACGUCUCGGUGGUUCCGCGCACGUUUCCCGGCUGCCCAGCCGUCCUCGAUAAGCCGCGAGGCGAAGAACUUUUCGGACCCGGGAAACAAGCCCUGAAGCUUCUCGGCACCUUCGACGCGGCGCUGUCUUGGAGAGGCAGGCAAGUCAACGAGCGCCUCUACGUCGUUGCGGGACAAGAGCAGCCACUUCUCGGCUAUCCCGCUAUCGUUGCCCUUGGGGUCGUCAAGUUUGUCGGCGCCGUCGCACCAGCUCUGCCGGACGCACCACCUCGUGAAGUCCCUCCAGCCCUUUUCACCGGCCUGGGCACGUUUCCGGAAGAGUACACGAUACGUAUCAAGCCUGACGCGGUACCGUAUGCCCUCAGCACAGCCCGGCGUAUCCCGAUACCGCUACGAGACGUAGUCAAAAAGGAGCUCGACAAGAUGGAGCAGGAGGGCGUGAUCCGGUGCGUCGACGAACCGACGGACUGGUGCGCGGGACUUGUCGUCGUCCCGAAGCCAGCGGGGGGUUACCGCCUGUGCGUUGAUUUGACCAAACUCAACCAAGUCGUUCUGCGUGAACGCCACGUACUCCCGACCGUCGACCAAACCCUCGGACUUCUCGGUGACGCACGCGUUUUCUCGAAGUUGGACGCAACUUCAGGCUUCCACCAAGUACGCCUGGCGCGCGACUCCCAGAAGUACACGACUUUCAUCACUCCGUUUGGCAGGUAUUGCUACUGCCGCCUCCCAUUCGGCAUAACAUCGGCCCCGGAAUACUUCCAGCGUCAGAUGUCUCGCCUGCUGGAAGGGUUGGCUGGUGUUGUUAACCUUAUGGACGACAUCCUUGUGUUUGGCCGCACCACAGAAGAACACGACCAACGCCUCCAGGCAGUGCUUGGUCGCCUCCAACAAGCGGGGGUCACCCUCAACGCUGCCAAGUGCACUUUCGGCGUGUCCAGCGUGCGGUUCCUUGGCGUUGUCGUCGGUGCCAAUGGCAUCACUCCGGAUCCAGAGAAAGUGGCCGCCAUUCAGCGCAUGCCAGCUCCUCAGGACGUUCAUGGUGUCCAACGUUUUCUCGGUAUGCUCAACCAUGUCGGUCGCUUCCUCCCGGGCCUCUCUCAAACGACUGCGCCAAUCAGAAGUCUCCUGAACAAGCUUGCAGCCUGGACAUGGGGACCAGCGCAGGCUUCAGCAUUUGAAAAGCUCAAGAGCAUGCUGUCGUCGGACAUCUGCCUCGCAAGGUACAACCCUGCACUGUUGACGACAGUCUCCGCAGAUGCCAGUUCCUUCGGGUUGGGUGCUGUCCUCCUUCAAGACCAGCCAUCAGGGGAGCGCCGACCAGUUGCAUACGCCUCUCGAGCGCUGACUGAAACGGAACGGAGGUACAGCCAGAUCGAAAAGGAGGCACUGGCUGCCACCUGGGCCAUCAACCGAUUCGACGAGUUUCUUCGGGGUCUUCGUUUCACCCUCGAGACCGACCAUAAGCCGUUAGUACAGCUCCUAGGAACCGCGGAUCUCGAUCUCAUGCCACCACGAAUCCAGCGCUUCCGCAUCCGCCUUCUCCAGUACCAGUUUGAUGUCAAGUACGUUCCUGGGAAACAGCUGGCCACCGCAGAUGCACUCUCAAGGGACCCAGUCGUCCAGCUGCCAGCGACUCCAGCUGUUGACAAGGUGGAGCUGUACGUUCAAGAAGCACUCCGUGCUAUCCCUCCUACAUUUGCAGUCCUCCUCGACGACUUCCGAGCUCACCAGGCUGCAGAUGGGGAGUGCGCGCAGCUCAAGUUGUACUGUGAGCAAGGGUGGCCUAGGAAAGAGAAUCUGCCUCUCAGCAUGGCUCAGUUCUGGGCUCAUCGGGCCGAGUUCAGUAUUGGUGACGGCCUUCUCCUCUGCGGUGGACGCCUGCUGGUGCCCGCUUCUCUGCGGAAGCACGUCCUCUCCCUCAUCCAUGACGGACACCUCGGAGUGAACCGUUGCCGCGCCAUCGCCAGGGGAGCUGUCUGGUGGCCGACCAUGGGGAGUCAGAUCAAGACAAUGGUGGAGAACUGUCCCAACUGUGCUACCACGCGGGUCCAGCGAGCAGAGCCACUGCUGCCUACCGUGACGCCUAGCCGUCCCUGGGAGCGAGUCGGGGUGGACAUAUUUCAUCACGAAGAAGCCGACUACCUUCUCCUCGUAGAUUACUACUCGAGGUACCCUGAAGUGCUGUCCCUUCGCUCGACGACGUCUACAGCGGUGAUCUCCAUCAUCAAAAGUGUCUUCGCAAGAAUUCCGCGUCUUCGCCCAGAGCUACGGAUUCUCCCACGUCACCAGCAGUCCCAGGUACCCGCAAUCUAA
Dermacentor silvarum is the source of this 2643-nucleotide messenger RNA. RefSeq lists its product as uncharacterized. The transcript has 3 exons. The record is from RefSeq and is a predicted model, not a curated record. The coding region runs from base 1 to 2643 and encodes 880 amino acids. Gene Ontology annotation, molecular function: nucleic acid binding. NCBI's taxonomy places the organism in Eukaryota, Metazoa, Arthropoda, Arachnida, Ixodida, Ixodidae.